AUGAGAAAUUAAAGAAAAUCAUAAGUAACUCAAAAUAUCAAGUUUAAUAGAGUCCUUUUAGAACUACUUAAUCUAUUAUGAGAGAUAGUCCAAAUACAUAAUUAGAUGAAUCUAGCAUUUCAACCAAUAGGAUUCCAUAAAAUAGAGAAUCAAUAAGAGCUAGAAUGAAGAUUAACUAAUCUCAUAAUAAUGCUCUAGCUUAGGGAGGAUAAAUUAGAAAAUAAAUUGCUAAUGAAAGAACAUCAGCUAAAGGUGGCAAUCCAAAUGAAUUUAAUCCUAAGAAAUUUGUGACUAAAGAUCUAAAAGUAUUUGUAGUUUUUCAUGAAAGGAAUCUGAUAUAAUAGAUAUUAAGCAAGUUUUUGAUUAUUUUGAUUCAGAAUAGGCUGGUAUUUUAUCACCAAAUGAUUUGGAGUAACUACUUACUAGUUGUGGAUAUCAUCCAACUAAAGAGACUCUAUAUGGUAUUAUGUAUAAUCAUUACAUUUUAGAGAUUUUUUCAGAAUUAGAUGAAGAUGAAUUAGGAGGAAUUACAUUUGAAUAUUUUCUUAGUAUUUUAAAUUAAGACAAAUCUAAAGCAGAAAGAAAGGAUACAAUCAGAAGAGUAUAUAGAAAAUAUGAUAAAAACAAUAAAGGUUUUAUAACUCUUCAAGAUUUAAGAUAAGUAGUCUAUAAAGAUUUGAAAGAAGAAAUUGAUGAAGAAGUAUUAGCAGAGGUAAUUUUAACUUAUAAAAAUUAAGAUCUUUAAAAAAACUGAUUCUAAUUAAGAUGGCAAAAUGACAUUUGAAGAUUUCUAUAAUGUGAUGACCAAAAAGGUGUAUUAUUGAUAUUAUUUUAUACAGUGCAUAUUUAAUUAUAAUGUCU
This is a messenger RNA of Paramecium sonneborni, 861 nucleotides long. The record is from the annotation of a GenBank genome assembly. Lineage: Eukaryota; Ciliophora; Oligohymenophorea; Peniculida; Parameciidae.